Messenger RNA from Aspergillus tanneri, 921 nucleotides. RefSeq lists its product as uncharacterized. NCBI's taxonomy places the organism in Eukaryota, Fungi, Ascomycota, Eurotiomycetes, Eurotiales, Aspergillaceae. The coding region runs from base 1 to 921 and encodes 306 amino acids. The transcript has a single exon. The record is from RefSeq and is a predicted model, not a curated record. Gene Ontology annotation, cellular component: nucleus; cytoplasm.
AUGCCCAAGAUACUGUGUCUUCACGGGCACGGCACAAGCGGAGCCAUCUUCAAAUCACAGACUGCUGCCUUCCGUGCCAAGCUCGAUCCCAGUUAUGUUUUCGAUUUUGUCGAUGCUCCAUUCUCCAGCCCGGGCGCGCCGGGAAUCGACGCUAUCUACAAGACAGAGAAGUACACAUGGUGGCCGAAGUCUACCCCGGAGGCUAUCCGUGCCGCACACCAGUGGGUGGCAGAGUACGCCCGUCAGCACGGGCCCUACGAUGCCGUCUGUUGCUUUUCCCAGGGCUGUUCCCUAGCAUCGACUAUGGCUCUAUACCGUACGGUUAACGGGGAUUCUCGGGUUGAAGAGGAGUCGCUGCCCUUCCGCGCGGCUAUCUUCAUCUGCGGUGGAGUGCCACUGUCGGCACUCGAGGACAUGGGGCUUGAGGUAUCGCCACGUGCCCACGAGAUCAACCGUUGCACCGGUACAUUGUUGAACGGAACGGCCAGACGGCUGUCGGAGCUCGCUGCGAAUCUACACCUGAUCAAGCGGGGUGUUGGUCUCUGGGAUGCGAACGGGUAUCAACUGGUACAUGACCCCACGCGUCGACCGGAUCGGCGCGACGUCUUCGGCCUCGACUUCACCGGAUUUCCUACACACGCGCGCAUCCGAAUACCUACUGUACAUAUCUACGGGUCUAAGGACCCGCGGUGGCCUGCCGCGAUUCAGCUGACUGAGUUCUGCGAGGACCGGCUGGAGUAUGACCAUGGCGGUGGGCAUGAUAUCCCGCGGUCGACGGAAGUGUCCAACAAGAUUGCAGACAUGAUCAGGCAAGUGAUGGGGCGGAUUCAGAAACCACCACAUAUAGGUACCGGUCAAGGGCAUGUGGAACUGAAACAACAGUCAGAUAUAAGUUUUGGGCCGGUGGCGAUCAGUGUCUAG